GCGGAGUCCAGCGCCUUCCCUCCCCUUCCUUUUCCCUUCCCUCUCUCUUCUCUUCCCUCUUCCUUCCGCUCUUCUUCUUUUCCAGGGGUAUCCGGGCCUGUCGGCGAGAGGAGAGCGGCGUCUGCCAUGGCCAGUGUGCUCUGUACCAGAGCCAGAUUGGUCACCUACCUACCAGGCUUUUAUUCCUUAGUCAAGAGAGUUGUCAAUCCCAAGGCUUUUUCCACGGCAGGCUCCUCUGGCUCGGAUGAGCCUCACGUGGCUGCUGCACCUCCUGAUUUGUGUCCGAGGACUGUGUGGCCUGAUGAAGUGAUGGGUCCCUUUGGACCCCAGGAUCAGAGAUUCCAGCUGCCUGGAAACAUUGGCUUUGACUGUCACCUCAAUGGCACCGAUUCCCAGAGGAAAAACCAAGUUUCCAAGAGCCUCCCUGAUAUUUUAGCAGAGCCCACAGCGGGUGAAAGGCAUGAAUUUGUGAUGGCACAGUUCAUCAAUGAGUUCCAGGGUGCUGAUGCUCCACAGAAGCAGCAAAUCAAUAAUGCUGAGACCUACUUUGAAAAUGCCAAGGUGGAAUGCGCAGUCCAGGCUUGUCCUGAGCUCCUACGGAAAGACUUUGAAUCCAUGUUCCCCGAGGUGAGUCCCAACCGCCUGACCGUGUUAACCGUCACCCAGAAGACCAAACACGACAUGACUGUGUGGAGCCAGGAGGUGGAGGAUGAGAGGGAGAUGCUCUUGGAAAAUUUCGUUAAUGGUGCCAAGGAAAUCUGCUAUGCAAUUUCUUCUGAGGGCUACUGGGCUGAUUUCAUUGAUCCAUCCUCAGGACUGGCAUUUUUCGGGCCUUACACCAACACCCCGCUGCUGGAGACGGACGAGCGCUACCGGCACUUGGGCUUCUCGGUGGACGACCUGGGCUGCUGCAAAGUCAUCCGGCACGGGCUGUGGGGCACCCACGUGGUGGUGGGCAGCAUCUUCACCAACGCCGAGCCCGACAGCCCCAUCAUGAGGAAACUCAGUGGGAACUGAGCCCUCUCACAGCCAAGAUUUCUCUCCUCUUUUCAAGUGUUCUUAGGUAAUAAAGUAGCCGUUAUUUAUUUUUAAUCUUCCCGCUCGCCGCGUGGAACGGGCGGCAUCCGAACCGGUGCUUUUGUGCCACGGGUUUCAAGCUCUGAGUUUCCUUCAUCUUUAAUGAGUUUAAACACACAAGAACUUAGCUAUAUUUUUAAAUUUUGUCACACAGGAUGCACCUUUCAACCAUUUUGUCUUUAGGUGCCCAACAAAUCUACUUAGGAAUAAAAAUCCUGAUGCCACGGAAGCUUCCAGGAAUUCUGCCACUUAACUGAAAUGACUAAGUGGCAAAAAAAUAAAGUAGGAUAAGUAAACAAGUCACCACAUGUGACUCGAAAAGAUGAAUUGGCAGCAUCCAAACAGAUCCUUUGGUGCCAUUUCAAGCUGCAAGUUUCCUUCUUCCUGAGUUUAAAUAUGAUUAUCUGCAUUUCCUCUUUUAAUAUUGUCACACAGGCCACACCUCUCAACCAUUUUGUAAUCCGCUUUGUAAUAAAAAUCCUGAUGCCACGGAAAUUUCUAGACAUUCUGCCACUUGAUCAUUUCAGCAAGUGGCAAAAAAAAUGUGGAAUAAGUAAUAAAAGUAAUAAGUCACCACGUGUGACUUGAAGAGAUGAAUUGGCAGCAUCCAGACAGAUCCUUUUGUGCCAUGUGAGUUUGAAGCUGUGAGUUUCCUUCAUUUUUGGGUCAGUUUAAACAUAGUUGUCUGCAUUUUCUGUUUUUAAUAUUUUUUAAUAUCACACCAGCCACACCUCUCAACCAUUUUGUCUUGAAGUGUCCAAUAAAUCUGUGCUUAGUAAUAGAAAUUUCUAGGAAUUCUGCCACUUACUGAAAUGAGUAAAGUGGCAAAAAAAAAAGUGGAAUAAGCAAUAAAAUUGUGCUCCCAGAAUACAGAAUUUUAUAAGAACUGCAGAAGUUGAUACCAGAGUAAUCACUUAUUCACUGUUUUAAAAUGAGAAUAUUGAGAUAAGAUCUAAAUACAGGUAAUACUUUGGUAAGGAAGUGUUCACUCUACUGCUACAUCUACAGACUCCAUAAAAAGUCUUAAAUUACUCUAAAAUCAGUCAUCUCUUAUUUUUUUUUUGUCUUCAUGGUGCUUGGGAUUUAUUUUCUCAGUGUUAGCUAAAUAUAUUUAAUUAGUUUAUAUAUAUAAAGGUAAUUUAAAGUUGCUUUUGUAACUUUCUUAGGUCAUUAAAUACAGGGGGAAAAAAACCCCACAAGAUAAUGGAGCAGUGCCUGGAUAUCAUCAUUGUUUUCCUGGACUCUGAUGCAAUUUAGACUUGUCUGUGGAAUUUUGAAAUGCCUGGGCAAAGAGCAAUUAUGAUCACUUAGUGCAAUUAUAAAAGGAGGGGCUCAGUAAAUCAGUUCAGGCUCUUCAGGGAUCACAAAAACAAUCGGAUUGACUGAAGGAAGCGGGGGAAGAACAGGGAAGACAUUUCAAGGCACCAGGAAUUUCAGUGCCUUGAAAUCUGGCUCCAGAGCUGAAGGAAUAAAGUAGAUUUUAAUCUCAUCACAGAUUUGGGGCCAUUCUUUAUUACAGCCCUCAGGUAACAGUGGGAAUCCUUAAAAAGUUGAAUUUGGAGGAUAAUGACUGCCCAGGAUGAGGAUCCAAGAGCUCCAGCUCCCUGUCAGGUAGCCAGGGAUUUUAUCCCUGUGUCUUUUCCCGGUGUUCACCAACAACAUGGGUUCAACCCUCGUCCUGGGUGGGUGUGGUCCUUCUGUUCCCUGCUCAGGGCUCAGCCUCUGUCCACCAAAGUCCUUCUCUUGGCUUUAAUGGCUUUAGAACCAGAUCCUUUCCCAAGUGCCUGGACCUGUCCUUGGCAACUUUGCUGGAUCAGGGAGGUGGAAGUGAGGAAGCUGUGAGUGCUGUCCACCCUGAAUUCCCUCCCUAAGCCAGCAAUUCCAGGGUUCUCCUGCUCACCUUCCCAUCACUGGGCUCUCCCCUGCCCACAUUCCAAGGUCCAAGCGUGUGGCUCUUGGGGCAGGAGUUGUUUUUCCCUUUGUCCUGGAAUUUGUGCUGUUAUUUCCAGAGCCCCAGUUCUUGCCCUCAUGCUCUGCUGUCCAAGAAAAAACUUCCUUCAAAGCCUUUUGUUGCUGUUUUAUUUCCUCUCUCUCAUCAGGAGGAUUAAAAAAGCCUGAGAAGCUGCAA
This is a messenger RNA of Myiozetetes cayanensis, 3205 nucleotides long. RefSeq names its product metabolism of cobalamin associated D (gene MMADHC). The record is from RefSeq and is a predicted model, not a curated record. Lineage: Eukaryota; Metazoa; Chordata; Aves; Passeriformes; Tyrannidae. Gene Ontology annotation, biological process: cobalamin metabolic process. The transcript is spliced from 7 exons. The coding region runs from base 127 to 1017 and encodes 296 amino acids. Gene Ontology annotation, cellular component: mitochondrion.